Medicago truncatula (barrel medic) is the source of this 1524-nucleotide messenger RNA. Its product is annotated as dicer-like protein 4. The transcript has 5 exons. The coding region runs from base 124 to 666 and encodes 180 amino acids. The record is from RefSeq and is a predicted model, not a curated record. NCBI's taxonomy places the organism in Eukaryota, Viridiplantae, Streptophyta, Magnoliopsida, Fabales, Fabaceae.
AAACACCCUUGAAUGAAUGAUAGUGUAAAUUUAGGUACUGCAUGAAAUUUCUAACUACUAUUUCAUUCUGUUAUUUGCACAGCUGAAGUCUGUUUACAUACAACAUCAUACACAAUACAAAACAUGGACAAGAGCAAUAAUUCUUCUCACUCCACCUUCAAGAGUAAACCAAAAAAAUCAAGAACAAAAGUUUAUGCUGCAAAAAUGGUGAAACCCAACAUCAAUAAUCAAAUGAAAAUGGUUGAAACUGUUGAAAGCAUUGUUCAAAAUCCAGUCUUGAAAAACAUUGAUGAUGUUCUUGAAAAAAUCCAAUCUUCCAAAGAGAGUGUCAUUUUAGGGAAGACAACAACUUCAGAUGAAGGUAUGAAGAAAGGGUGUGGUAGAUCAAAGCUGUAUGAGACAUGUGCUGUAAAUCAUUGGAAGCCUCCUGUGUUUGAGUGUUUUAAAGAGGAAGGACCAUGUCAUUGCAUAAUGUUCACAUUCAAAGUUAUUGUUGAGAUGGAGACAGGUAAAGCAUCUAAAAACAUAGAGACAAGUGAAGUAACCAAAACCACUGUAGAGGUUUAUGGUGCUCCUCAUAAAAAAAAGAAAAUGGCAGCAGACAACGCAGCCGAGGGUGCGUUGUGGUACUUAAAGCAUAUAGAUUUUGUUUUGAAGAACAAAUAAAUAAAGUACAAAUUAUUGUAUUAUUGUAUAUCAUCAACAGCCAAGGCCUCUACUGCCACAGUUAUUUCACUCCUCAGUGAUGCUAUCUAGACUUGGUUGCCAAUAAUCAGAAGACCAUGCUCUCUUAGGAGAGCUUCUUUUUCCUGCCAAAUCUGUCUUCCUCUUCCUGUUUGCUGUAUUGCUAUCACGAAGUUGUUAGCUUUCUUCGCAAUAUGUUUCUUCCUAAAGAUACAGCAAGUAGAGAUCAUACCAUCAUCUUCCUUCACUGUGCGGGAUUGUGUGUUUCUAGUCUCAUCGAGUAAAGAACCGAUUGUCAUUUCACGAGCAGGAGAAGGAGAGUUCCUUGGAGAAAGACCUUGAAGCUUUCGUAUUGUGCUUAUUGGUACUACAUAGAACUUUUGUCCAAGCAUGAGCACCGUGUCUGGUUCAACAACUGCCCAUGGUUGCUGAAAUACAAACGGAUGUGCAACACAGCAUCUCGGGUUGCGGCACAUAAUCUCAGCUGCAGUCACAGGUCUGUCAUGAACCUCAACACGACCACCGGGAUGGACAAUCCGAAGAAGCAUGGUCUUUGUAUUAUUAGUACAAAUCCAGCUUGAAGAUGGCAUGGUUUCUGUCACUGGGGAGGAGGAAGAGGAUAGAGUGGGAGAAAGCUUCUGUAACCUUUUUGGGAAGGUUUGGAGAGUAUAAGUAGGUCAUCAAGGUCAACGGAAUAAAACAAAAUUACAAGAUUUAUGGUUUACCUUGUCAUCAUAAAAAAAUACUCUUCUUGGUCUUUGGCUGUUACUGAUAUCAAUCAUUGAUACUAUCGUUACAUUUGUUUCACCAUCCUUACAUAGUAGAUUUAUUUUGUAUGUA